This is a messenger RNA of Malania oleifera, 1221 nucleotides long. RefSeq names its product chloroplastic lipocalin. The record is from RefSeq and is a predicted model, not a curated record. The coding region runs from base 119 to 1114 and encodes 331 amino acids. NCBI's taxonomy places the organism in Eukaryota, Viridiplantae, Streptophyta, Magnoliopsida, Santalales, Ximeniaceae. The transcript has 5 exons. Gene Ontology annotation, molecular function: small molecule binding.
UAACCGCAACCCUGUAUUAUUAUCACAAAAUAUCACUACACUGAAAAAAGAGGAUAGCAGAAGAGCUUCGCCGUUUCAACAACUAAGCUAUUUUAAGAAACUCCCAGAAGAAUUCCAUAUGAUUCUUGUUCAGGCACACCCUUUUCUCUUUCAACCUUCUCUUUCUCCGGUUCUUCCUAGAGGUUGUCCAGGCAUAUCAGCCUUAAGGUGCUCGGCUGAGCAUCCCACAUCAAGUAAGGCUGUGGUCAGAUGUUUAUUAUCUGGGCUCACUGCAUCAUGUAUAUUUCUUUCCCAAUCAAACCAGGUUGUUUUGGCAGAUAAAAUUGAUCACCAUAAUUUAUACCUGCUAGCAAGUGCCACAAAUAACAAAGUAACGCUGCCACUUGAUGAGAAGUCAGAUGAAAAAAGUGGGAUGUUAAUGAUGAUGAGAGGUAUGACAGCUAAGAAUUUUGACCCAAUCAGAUAUUCUGGUAGAUGGUUUGAAGUAGCUUCCCUGAAACGUGGAUUUGCUGGGCAAGGUCAACAAGACUGCCACUGCACUCAGGGUGUAUAUACAUUUGAUAUGGCAGCACCUUCUAUCCAGGUUGAUACCUUCUGUGUUCAUGGGGGUCCUGAUGGAUAUAUCACUGGCAUAAGGGGAAACGUUCAAUGCCUUUCAGAACAAGAUUUGGACAAGAAUGAAACAGAUCUAGAAAAGCAAGAGAUGAUUAAAGAGAAGUGUUUUCUUCGUUUUCCCACUUUGCCUUUUAUCCCAAAGGAGCCAUAUGAUGUGAUUGCUACAGAUUACGACAGUUUUUCGCUUGUUUCAGGUGCAAAAGACAGAAGUUUUAUUCAGAUCUACUCAAGGACACCUGACCCUGGACCUGAAUUUAUAGAGAAGUACAAGAGUUACUUGGCAAACUUCGGGUAUGACCCAAGCAAAAUCAAGGACACUCCGCAGGAUUGUGAGGUUAUGUCUAACAGUCAGCUAGCAGCGAUGAUGUCCAUGUCUGGAAUGCAACAGGCUCUAACCAACCAGUUUCCUGAUCUAAAAUUGAAGGGCCCCAUUGAACUUAACCCAUUCACAAGUACAUUCGACACAUUGAAGAAGCUGGUUCAGCUUUAUUUCAAGUAGCUUUGCAGCUUCUUGAAUUGUCAUUGUGCUUUUGUAUCCGUAUGUAUAGAACUGUUGGAGGCAGCAUACACAAAUUCUCCCCCUAAUGGCAAUAUUUUUCUUGAUAA